UGUUGGUUAAGGUUAUGUUUCAGGUGUUUUCAUGUUUAGUUUUAAAAAUUAGUUGAGAAUCAGAAUGUUUAUCUUAGCCGAAAUGAAAAAUGUGACUAGAAUACCCCCAGAGUUAUUCAAUUUACACUUGAACGAUGCAAUAGCAGGAGAACUGAACAACAAACUGGCAAACAAAGUGGUACUUAACGUAGGCCUGUGUAUUGCUUUGUACGACAUCGUCAGUCUACAAGAAUCCUUCAUAAUACCCGGCGACGGAGCCUCCCACACCAGAGUCAACUUCAGGUUCAUCGUGUUCAGACCCUUCAUCGAGGAAAUUCUCACGGGAAAAAUUCGAAGUUGCAGUCAAGAAGGCGUCCACGUGACUCUGGGCUUCUUCGAGGAUAUCCUAAUACCGCCCACGGCCUUGCAGCACCCUUCUAAAUUCAAUGAAACCGAGCAGGCCUGGGUAUGGGAGUAUGAUACGGGAGAUGGUAGCAAACACGACCUGUUUAUGGACUCGGGCGAAAUAAUUAGGUUCAGAGUCAUUGCUGAGAAUUUCACCGAGACCUGUCCGGCGGGGCCUACUAAUAUACAGGAAAGCAGCGAGGGAAAUGAGAAUAAAGUGCCCUAUACGUUAACGGGUAGUAUAAAUGAACCUGGUUUAGGACUUUUGACGUGGUGGGACAAUUAAUAUAACUAAGUUUUUUAUUUUUUUUGUAUAUGGAGCGAGAUAAUAAAAUUAAGUAAUUU
Messenger RNA from Phyllotreta striolata, 729 nucleotides. The record is from the annotation of a GenBank genome assembly. NCBI's taxonomy places the organism in Eukaryota, Metazoa, Arthropoda, Insecta, Coleoptera, Chrysomelidae.